GUGGUGCCGGCUAUCUGUCUGGAUCGAGAUUUGCUAGACUCCUUGAAACUCCAAGUGAUUUUUGAACUUUAGCCAAGAAGAUCGUGAUUGAUCCGGAGUAACUUCCGAGAGGGCGUUCCAGUUUCAAGCUCCGAAGACAGAGUACUUCAAACCACGUUGGAUAUUGCAUCAACACCAACGAAGAAGACGUCGCGAAUUCCUGAGCGAGUUGCAUAAAACUUUUACUUUCUCCCUCCCUGCCCUAGUCAACCCUGGCUCUGGGGACGGUCGCCCCUCCUCCUCCCUUGUGGGCCACGCGUGGACAGCAUAAAGAUUUGUGGCGGCCCCACGAAGAAGGCCGGCAGCGUUUGUUUUGGUGUGGAAGUUGUGCAAUUUGUAUUACCACUUUCUCUCUUGUUUCUUCCCUUUUUUCGAACAGUGAGAAAUUGAUGGAGCAAGCAAGGUGGUUCUGAAAGAAGUGAAAAGUUUUAAAGUGUGAUUAAAGUGAAGAGGAAAAACUAAGAAUAGUUACAAAAUAUUACAUUUUAACCAAGAAGAAAGAAAGUGAAAAUCAGAAUCCGCAAACCCCAAACAAAGACAUCACCCCCAAGUCGCAGUUCACUAAAUGGAAAAACCGUUCCAUUCCGUUGGAGGAUAGAGAAGGAGACCAUUGACUAAGCCCCACUCCAAUACCAACCCCAGCAUCUUCGCAAGUCUCAAAAUGGCCCGCCACAUAAUGGCGGUGUGCGUGGUCUGUCUGCUGUGUGCGGACCACCUGCCCUGCAAGCAGCACGACGACGACCCGCUGGGAACCUCGUCCGGCAAGGCAACGAUCGGCCCGAUCUACCACAACGACUUCCGCCGGAUAGAGGACUCCGCGGUGGCGCUGGAAAAGUCCCAACCGACGAAACGGCACACCCACCAGCAUCACCACCACGGCGACGGUCACGACGAUCACGACGGGGAUGACGGGGAAGAGGCGGAACGGCGGGAAAAGUUGGACUCGUUUAUGCAGCGGAUCUUCAAGGAGUUUGGGGACGCUGGGACGAUGACGAUGGACGUGGGGGGAUUCGAGGCCAUGGUGAAGCGGUUGAACAUGUACCGGCUGGUGACGGAGGAGCUGGGGAGUAGUCGGGGGGUGCCGCCUUCGGGGGUGGCCAUUGGCCACGAGCACAGCGAUGAAGGAGAGUGUAUAAACAGCAUAGAUUUUGUGCAGCACGUGGCUGUUCCGAAACCGGAAGUAUCCUUAGUACCAGUUGGUAACCUGUCCCAAAGUAGUCCCAGUAGCGUAGCAGCUAAUAGCAACAGCAGCAGCAGCAGUACCGUAAGCCCUAGUGAUAAACUGUCGAAUAAGUCAGCUAGUAGUGCCGGCAACGUCACCACGACCAACGGAACCAGUGCCCCGAGCGAGCUGGACCGGUUAAAGGCAUCCAUUCGGUUAGACCGGAACGAUCUGUUUAAUAUUUGCCCGAUUUUGUUGGCCCAACUGGCGUCGAAAACGAGUCGCGAGCGUGCCGGUUGCAUCGAUCCGGCCAGUGUGCCUGAUUUGCGGGAUCUGGAGGCGUCCCUGGGGGUUGGCCACGACGGGCAUGACCAUGCUGGGGGAGACGCGAUCGAGCUGACCGUGUGGAUCUACUCGACGUUGGCCAUUCUGGGCGUUAGCUUGUGUGGGUUGUUGGGCGUCGCUGUGAUACCUUGCAUGGACAAACACUUUUACCAGCACGCGCUCCAGUUCCUGGUGGCCUUGGCCGUGGGCACCCUGUGCGGGGACGCCCUCCUCCAUCUUUUACCACACGCGAUGAUGGGUUCGGGGUCGCACUUCUCGCACGACGACAUGAUGUACAAGGGACUGGCCGCCGUCAGUGGGAUCGUGUUCUUCUACUUCAUGGAACGAUUCCUCACCGUAGUCGCCGAAUGGUACAAACACGAGGAAAAAAAGGACAAACCGUCCUCCCGAGUGCGCGUUCUGCGUGACCCAGAAUCCUCCUCAAACCACCCGGCCGCUUCCGGCGCAAGUGACAAGCAGUGCAAACACAAGUACAGUUCCUACCCGUACUGCUACGACGAGAUCGCGAUGGACACCAAGGACGAUCAUCACGAGCACAACCACGUGGAAAACAAUCAUCACCACAACAACCACAACAACGCCCUGGCCAAGUGCGCCAACCACGACGCCGACCAUCACAGCGAGUACGCCAGCCUCCAAACCAACGGCAAACCCCUCACCGUAGAGGACACCCUCGGCCAGCAGGACAACACCACCGUCUCCACCAACCUGGACGCGUCCUCCAUCGAAAGCGAUCAAACCCACAAACCAACCCACAACAACAAAUCAACCCGCCCAGCAGAAAACUACACGAUCAUCCUCCGAGAGCACGAAACCAAGCACCACGGCCACUCGCACACCCACGGUCACGUGCACUCCCCCCCAGGUUCCCUGUCGGCCGUGGCCUGGAUGGUCAUCAUGGGCGACGGGCUGCACAACUUCACGGACGGCAUGACUAUCGGCGCAGCCUUCGCGAACAACAUUGCCGGCGGCUUCUCGACCGCCAUCGCCGUCUUCUGUCACGAGCUGCCCCACGAGUUGGGUGAUUUUGCGGUGCUGCUGAAGGCGGGAAUGUCCGCCCGGGACGCGGUGUACUACAAUCUGCUGUCGUCGAUACUGAGCUUCAUCGGGAUGCUGAUUGGGAUCGUGAUUGGGCACCAGCCGGAGGCGUCCGCGUGGGUGUUUGCCGUGGCGGCCGGACUGUUCCUGUACAUUGCGCUGGUGGAUAUGAUCCCCGAGCUAACGUCCGCCCACGGGGCCGAGGACCGCUGUAAGACAUCGGAAUUCCUGCUGCAGUUUUUCGGCAUGAGCGCCGGCUUCGGAAUCAUGCUGCUCAUCGCCAUGUACGAGCACGAUCUCAAGGAAAUGUUUAUGGACUAGGAAGUAAACAUGGUUUCCACACUUUAAAAACCACUCAAGCAAACGAGCAGUAACUUCCUAGAAAAGAAAGUGCGACGUGCGUGUGUCAAGGCCAGUAUGAAAUCUUGCGAAAUCUUCAAAAAAUACUAUUAUUCGAUAAGAAGAAUGCGGAAUAUUGAAUCGAGUGCGAACCGGUUUAGAGAGGAGAAAGAGUUUCGGAAAAGUAUUACGGCUUGCGCGCGCUCGCCCGCCCACGCAUGACUUGUUUCUGUGGGAAAGUUUUUACUUUGAGCUUACCAAAAAAAAAAGUUGUCUUUAGUUUUUUAAUCCCUUUAGUGAGGUAUGUUUUCGAAUUUUCACAUCGAUCAUUGUUUUUUUUUACUGUAGCUUACCAUUUAGUUUUGAGUAUCAUUCUAAGCACACCAAUUCGCGUCUAACUUAACUAAACUCACGCAGACUGUAAGACUACUGGAAUCACGCUUAAGCUGGUUUUUUGGCCAGUUUCACAAAUCAUGGAACCACAAAAGAAGAAUGGAAGGGAAAAGUUACUUACCGCCUAGGCUAUCUACUACAACUAAAUAGAUUAAAUAGAAUACAUUGCAUUUAGUGCUAAUUCGCGAUUAAAGUGCGAUCUACCGGAAAGCAAAACCUGAUAUUUUUUAACCCCGUUUAAUUUCCUGCCCUCCACCUGUUCCGACGACGCCGUGUAGCUUUUAAGUAAAAGGUUGAGUUUAAUUUUCCCGCAGCAAUUUCCACGCUGAAAAAAGUCCUUUGAGUUUGCUAGAUGCUUCCCAUAUUAUUUUUCCGUGGGACCUGGCAAAUUGGUUCUUCGUUAAAAAUCCUCAAAUAUAAAAAAAAACACUUCAUAACUGCCAGGACGGAACUCGCCUUGUCGUGGCCCCAUGGCUUAUUCUUUGGCACAAAAGGAGACUUUCUCUUCCAUGCUUAGUGUCACUGAAACUAAGAGUUCUUAUAUAAAACUGUAUGAACUUCUUAAAACAACAAAAUUAUUCGCCAAAUUUUCGAAAAGAAAACUUGCAAAUCUCAAUUUUGGAUUGCUUCUACGUGGAAAUGAGUUUAUUUCGCACAUUUUCUUUGUAUCAAAAUUUUCUUUUUUAAACAUUUUUUUUGGAUCUAGCUUUAAGUAGGGAUAACAAAUUUUUAGCAUCGAUUUUCAAAUUGUGUUGUCUAAUUUAAGUAUUAUAAAUAUGGUAACAAAGCCCCCUGUUCUGUCAUGCUGCUGCUGGAAGGUUAGCGCUUUCUGAUGAAAAACUUUACAAUUGUAUUUUUUCUAAAUCUAGUAGCGCGCAUUUUUGUUUCUAGCAAGAAGCGAAAACGAGAAGAAUUCAAUAAUGAAAAUCAUUCACAGAACUAAUCAUAAAUAAAACUGUA
Culex pipiens pallens (northern house mosquito) is the source of this 4276-nucleotide messenger RNA. It is a transcript of the gene foi, whose product is annotated as zinc transporter foi. Gene Ontology annotation, molecular function: zinc ion transmembrane transporter activity. NCBI's taxonomy places the organism in Eukaryota, Metazoa, Arthropoda, Insecta, Diptera, Culicidae. Gene Ontology annotation, biological process: zinc ion import across plasma membrane; intracellular zinc ion homeostasis. The record is from RefSeq and is a predicted model, not a curated record. The coding region runs from base 701 to 2905 and encodes 734 amino acids. Gene Ontology annotation, cellular component: membrane. The transcript is spliced from 4 exons.